Coffea eugenioides is the source of this 1544-nucleotide messenger RNA. Its product is annotated as protein CDC73 homolog. Bases 133 to 1287 code for a protein of 384 amino acids. The transcript is spliced from 3 exons. Gene Ontology annotation, biological process: transcription elongation by RNA polymerase II; positive regulation of transcription elongation by RNA polymerase II. Gene Ontology annotation, molecular function: RNA polymerase II complex binding. The record is from RefSeq and is a predicted model, not a curated record. Gene Ontology annotation, cellular component: Cdc73/Paf1 complex. Lineage: Eukaryota; Viridiplantae; Streptophyta; Magnoliopsida; Gentianales; Rubiaceae.
CGAGUCCUUGAAACGCUGCCGUUUCGGCAAAUCCAAAACCAUACUCCGACAGUGCUGAAACUAAAAAACGCUCCACCAAAAAUCACACACUACAGUACACUACUUGGGUUGAAGAAAGAUUCAAUUCACCGCAUGGACCCGCUAACGGUUCUCCGAGAGUACACCAUCCGAAACCACCUCGACAAAAUCAGCCGCGUCGGCGACGAUUUCCACUUCGGCAAAGAAUACACUUUUCCAGCCACCAUCGAAACCGCCUACCGCAGCAAGCACGUGAAGUCCACGCACUACACUUUAGAAACCCUACAUCACUUCAUCACCAAUCAGCACCUCAAACACUCGGAAUACGUCCAGAAUGCCAGCGCCAAUCGCAUCCCGCCGGUCACCUUGCCCGACCGCAAAGCCCUCCAGGACUACCUCACGGGAAAGAUCUCCUCCUCCGACUCCAUUGACUUCACCAUGAUAGUCAUCCCCACCGCCGCCGAAGCCGAUGCCGGAGAUAAAAUUGACCAAACGGCCGACGAGGACGACCUGAUUACCAACCCUAUUAAAUGGAUUAAGACGAUGGAGCGGCCGUUGAAAGAUCGGGAGCAGAUUCUGUGCUGUAAAAAUCGCGACUUUUACAGUUUUCUGACCGCGGCGACGCGGAGGGAUGAGGAGAGGCAGAGGCAGGACGCCUUGCAGAGAAAGGAUAAUUUGGUGGCCAAGAGUAGGAUAGAGAGAGGUGGGGAGGAAUUAGGGUUAGGGCUUGACGGAGGUCAGAAGGCGAAGUUGCAUUUGAAAGGUAGUAAAAUUGGGGAAGGUGUGCCGAUUAUAUUGGUGCCCAGUGCAUUUUCGACGCUGAUUACUAUUUAUAAUGUGAAGGAGUUUUUGGAGGAUGGGGUGUUUAUUCCUACUGAUGUGAAGGUGAACCAGAUGAAGGGGGUGAAACCGGAUUGCGUGACGGUGCAGAAGAAGUUUAGUAGGGAUAGGGUUGUGACGGCUUAUGAGGUGAGGGAUAAGCCUUCUACAUUGAAGAGUGAGGAUUGGGAUCGCGUGGUGGCGGUUUUUGUGUUGGGCAAGGAGUGGCAGUUCAAGGAUUGGCCUUAUAAGGAUCAUGUCGAGAUAUUUAAUAAAGUUCUGGGUUUUUUCUUGCGAUUUGAGGAUGACAGCGUGGAGUCUGCAAAGCAUGUCAAACAGUGGAAUGUCAAAAUUAUCUCGAUAAGCAAGAAUAAGCGGCACCAGGACAGAGCUGCUGCCCUGGAGGUGUGGGACAGACUAGAAGAAUUUAUGCGGUCUCGUUCACGAUGAGGCGUCCGAUGUUAAAUGAUUUGUCUUGCUCGUUACUGCCAACGUUACUGCAUCUCACUGGCGUCAAGAACUUCUCUCAUUCCUUGUUUAGUGGAAACAGAGAAUUUUUGUACAAUAACAUUUAGUUGACUUGUUUUGUGAAUUGAAAUGUAAUGUCGUAAUUGAUCAGUAAGAGUUAACAUUAUUAAGUUCCCUUAUGGAUGUUUUCGUUCCUGCUUGGUGUUUGAAUGAGAGUGAGGAAGAAAGGUUGUGUGUUC